GUUACAGUAAAUGUGAAAAAUUCAGACACUGUGAAUGACACCAUCAAUAUGUCACUAGCAAUGCUAGGACUCAGUGGAUCUGAGCAAGAAUAUCAGCUGAGUGUCAGUCGUGGCAAGAAAGGAGCCCCACAACCACUCAUCGGACACGAACACCCGUUCCACAUUGCCAUGGAUUUUCCUCAAGCCGCGACGCCCCUGCCGCCAGGGCCAGGGCAGGCCGGCGCUCCUUCCUUCCCGGAGCGGCCGCCCGCGGACGCCCGCUUCGCGCUCAAGCCCAGGCGCCCGGCCAGGCGCGGGAGCGACCAGGAGGCAGGGCCAAGCCGGCGCUCUGUGGGGAGCUGGGCCUUUUGCUGGGGCUCCCGCCCCUCCCCGGACGAGCCGUGCGAGGCUCCGCCAGCCCGAGCCCCGAAGCUGGGACAGCUCUUCGGAGUCCCCCUCAUGCAGCUCUGUCGGGACGGCAGCCUGCCCGGCACUCUGCUGGUAGGUGUCUUUGGGUGGUGCGAGCCCUUUGGGGGAGAACUCUGGGGGCCAAGUGCCCUCAUCCCAAUCUGCCUCCGAAUGGAGCGAUCACCAGACAGCCCCUAGCUCUGGCUGGGAGGUUGGCCAAUGUUACUUCAAGGAGUACGAAUCGGAGUCAGGCAUUGAAGGACGAGGCGAACACAGCAGGAAGGAUGGUCUUUGACCGGCUUCAGAAGGACCAGGUGCCCUGGCUGAGACGCGUCACAGGGGGCUCUGUGUGUGUGACGUCCCCGAGUCCAGCUGCCUCCCGGGCCCCUUCCAGCUUCUGCCUUGACCCCUCACUGGGCUCAAGUCUCCUUUAAUUAUAUCUUCAUCGGAGGCCACUCAGUCUCACAACUAAAAAUAUUCAUGUGUUUUUGAUUUGUGUUCCAAGGAUUUAAACAAAAAGUUUCCUCCCUGGGCAGGUAUGAAUCUGUGAAUCCUAUCAGAAUGUUUCAGAUUGAAGCCGUAGAGUUGGGGCUGUGUUAUUUCAAAUGAGUGUAUGCAGUUGUCAGCGGUAGCACUGGCUGAGCGUCCAGUGCCUGUCCAAGCACUGCACUGGGUGUCGGGAAUUUUAUGCGAAGUGUAAAAAAUCGUAUCAUUUUGGGUCCAUGCUCAAUACCACCCGAGACCUUGCACCUUUCACGGCCAGUAAAUAGCUGUGACUGUCAUCGCCACUUCACACAGGAAAUAAAGCCCCAGUAAGAAUGUCCUGGCUGGGCGAGCUGGCUCAGGCCUGUAAUCCUAGCAUUCUGGGAGGCUGAGGCGAGAGGAUUGCUUGAGCUCAGGAGUUCUAGAACAGCCUGAGCAAGAGCGAGAUCCCAUCUCUAUUUUAUUGUAAAUAAUAAAGGAAAAGAAAAUCCUGUGCCCAAGGACAUACAUCAAAUAAGUGGCAUCAUGGGUCAUAAAUCCCUCCAGUCCCCUGCCUGUGACUCCUGUUCUCUGUCUACACUGCAAGCAAAGGACGUGAAGACGGAGCAGAGAGGAGUGGGAACAGGCGAGGAGAGAACGUGGUCACAGAAGCUUCCUGGUGGGGGCGGCAGGUCUUCAGCCUGAUUUGCAAAGAGCCUGGGAAGUGCAGGAAGGAGGGAGACAGGGCAUGCAGUCACCUGGCGGGGAAUAAGCAGGUGGGACCCAGUGUGGCAAGAAGGGUUCCCUGCUUGGGGAGGAACGCCCGCCCCUGUGAGGACACAGCCAGAAAAGGAUGGUGGAGGGAGAGGGCGAUUGAGCAGAGGUCUUGAAGCAGCGUCGAUUCACUGAAAAGAAGCAGCUGAUGAGAAAUGUCUCAGUGCUUGGCUACAGAGUGGAUCGAUGGGUAGAAAAUACAGAGAUGCCAAAACACACAACAAAAUCCAAAAUGUGCUUCGUCCCUUCAGCCUGGGCCCUGUGCUCACGGCCUUGCACGGCGC
Messenger RNA from Microcebus murinus (gray mouse lemur), 1907 nucleotides. Lineage: Eukaryota; Metazoa; Chordata; Mammalia; Primates; Cheirogaleidae. The record is from RefSeq and is a predicted model, not a curated record.